This is a messenger RNA of Cheilinus undulatus (humphead wrasse), 13644 nucleotides long. RefSeq names its product dynein heavy chain domain-containing protein 1. The record is from RefSeq and is a predicted model, not a curated record. Bases 1 to 13536 code for a protein of 4511 amino acids. Gene Ontology annotation, molecular function: ATP binding; dynein light intermediate chain binding; minus-end-directed microtubule motor activity. NCBI's taxonomy places the organism in Eukaryota, Metazoa, Chordata, Actinopteri, Labriformes, Labridae. The transcript has 43 exons. Gene Ontology annotation, biological process: microtubule-based movement. Gene Ontology annotation, cellular component: dynein complex.
AUGUUUGGAGCCCCUUCACAGAAACAGCACCCUGCUGGAGCUUCUCAGGGCUGUGUUAAAGGCAUUCGCUCCAAGAUGCAGGAAAGGGGACUCUUACCACCUUUGUACUCCAUGCAGCCCCUUGUCUCAGCAGCCAGACCAGCUACCAGACCCCUUCUUGACAGUGUCCCAUCUAAGGAAAGUUUGUUUGGGGUAGAGCUCCCUCGUCUUAAAGCACAAGUAGGACCUAGGAGAGCCUCAGACAACACAAAAAGGACAGAAGGACCUGGACUAGGAACCAGCAUUCCAGCCAGAACUGCUGAUGGGUCUGCAGCUCAUGGUCUUACAGGAAAGGAUGAAUCCAUAAAAGUCACAGCUUGUAACAAUAAAAGGAUAAAUACUGUGAGAGAUGGGAGAGGGACUGAACUUAAUAAAGGUCCCCUCACUGCCAUCGAUGUACUUCAUAUCUUUGCCAAGAAAAGAGAUCAUAUCAUUGCCAAGAAAAGAGACCUGAUCCCUGCCAAGCAAAGAGACCUAGGAGAGUCGGAGCUUUAUUACCUUAAAGAAGUGGAUGGGGACUCCUACAGACCUUAUGACCUGCAAGUGGUUCCUUUUAGUGAAGUUGGCUCUGAAUACUAUGUCUUCUCCUCUAAUUCUGUUCUACAUGUUACAAAGAGGGGUUAUGGUGAGACUGUCAGUUUGGCAGAUUGGCACAGAGAGUCUGUGUUAUGGACAGCUUUACAAGAAAUCCCAUUUUUCCAGAAGUACAGAUUGCACAAAGCAUUCAAAUGGUGGCACACUAUUGUGCGCAGGACAAUUUUUCGGCGAAGAGCUGAUAGUCUGCAGGAUAAGCUGGUUAUACUUGUGCCUCAGCUCAGAAAUGUUCUCUUUAUGUUCAAAAGAGUAAUUGAAGAACUGAAAGAGACACACCUUCUGCAUCAGGAAGAGACUAAAACCUACAGAUUGCUGGACUUCCAACAUGCGCUCAAAGCAAUGCAUGAAGAUGGUUUGGAGACACUGAAGAAGCUAUCACAAUGCCGUUCCUUCAUCCUUAAUAAGAUGAGGGAGGACUGUUACAAGUCACAACAGCAGCUGCAGCUGCACCUGAAAUAUGCUGAAAAGCCAAACAAGCGCUCCGAACCCAUCCACCUCCAUCAGGCUCACCAGCAGGAUCUGAAGGAUGAGCUGGCUGAGUCUGAAAGCGUCUUCAAGAAACUGGGCAACUUUGCUGCUCUCAUCAAUCAGAUGACUAUGCAGACUCUCGUCACAAUAACCAAACAAGAUGCUACCGCGUUUCUUAACAAUGUCGUGAAGAGGCAGAAAUCUAAACAAGGCAGUGUCUUUGACAUCCAGCUUUGCUUCGAUGCCAACAAUAGUCUGACUGUUGAACCAUCAAUACAAGAGUACCAAAGAGCAGUGAGUGAGGCACUCCUGUCUGUUGGAGAGACUGUAAUUCAGAUAUGUGAUGACUGUGGAUUCUUUCUGGAGGUCAACAACAGCAUCUCCAGCUCUGAUUUUGCUCAGGAAUUUGCCUCUGACCUUAGUGUUUGUGAAUGCUCUGCCUUUACAGAGAGUAGGACCAAGAGUGACUGCAAAAAGUUCUGCUGCCAGCGAUAUCUCAGAGACCUUCCAUCUACCUGGCCGAUCCAGCUUGAAGAGACUGUGCCAAUGGCCCAAGGGAACAGAAUGCAUGGCUGCUAUUACCCCCUCAUCAGGAGUCAGCUUGAAUGGCAGAUGAGCAUUAAUGACAUGACAAAAAAACUGGAGAAAGAGCAAGAAAAGAUCAUGCAGGAAGCUGAGUUGGAAAUCCUGCAGCUGUGUAAGAGCUACUCGUGGCUGCAGGAUAUACAUUUGUUCACCAGUCAGUGGAGUCGAACAUCUUGGGAAUCCAUGAAGGGUCCGCUGAGUUUACUUUUUGAGGAGCUUGUAAAGACGCUACACCACUGGACUGAAAAGAUACACACUGUUCCCUCAUACGUUUCAACCUCCAACAACCUUUUCAUCAUCGACUGCACCCGAAUGAAAGAAAAUCUUGGGAAGCAGCUGAGGUCUGUUGAAGAUGAAAUUCAGAAGGGACUUGUUGAGCAGAUAGAACAUCGCUCAGAAAACCUUGUUUCAGACUUGGAAAGGGCUGCUGCUGCACUCAAGACAGAACCCAGAGACUUAAAUGACCUUUCAGAGUAUGCUCCACAGGUAAGGGAGGCAACAAAAAUGUUAGCUGAUGUACAGAAACGUUUGGAGUACAUUCAUUCCCUCCAGGAUACUCUUUGCAUGAACUACAGGAAGAUGACUGAACAGGAGGUGACUUUGGAAAAGAAGGUGCUCGCCACGUGGGAUUGCUUUGUCUCAGUCGUGAAGCAGGCAGACAACAUUGUAUGCAAACAGCUUCCCUCAAUGUCCCAUGCAUUGGAUACAAUGUUCUCAUGUUUGGUCUGUGACCUUAAAAACACAGUCACUAAGGCCACAUCGGGACCCUUCCUUGACCCAACCCAGAAUGCAAAGGAGACUGUGACCACACUGAAGCAUAUGUGUAAACAUGUGCACAUACUUGUUUCAAAGCUAGAAAACAUAAGUAGGACAAGUCAGAACCUACGAGAACAUCCAAUGGAUAUGUCCAUGUUGACAGCAGACAUCAAGAAGAUUGAAGCCCGCAAAGAGUUGUGGGAGCUGGCUGCUUCAUGCAAAACAUGGUUGGAGCAAUGGAAACAGCUUCCUUUUAGUGAGGUCGUUGUUUCAAAAGCUCAGGAGAAAAUUGUCCAGUGGAAGGAUAAGGCUCUGUCUCUAUCAAGUGUCAUACCCACCAAUGAUGCAGUGCUCCUGGAGACUGUGGCAUUCCUGGAAAGCCUAAGUCCUCAACUUGCAACUAUGGCCCUGCUGCAGAGUACCACACUCAAACAAAAAGACUGGAAAUCCAUUUUAACAGGCAUGGGCCUAUUGUAUGACCCAGAAAGGAGGGUUAUGGUUGCUGAGCUGAUGUCCGAACAACAUGAAGUUGACCAGAAAUUAAUAACCAAGAUAUGUAGUGCUGCACAAGCAGAGUCUAACAUGAAGCAGACGUUCCUAAAACUACAACAAAGAUGGGAAGGAAGACUUUUCCAGAUGGAUAGGUGCAGUCUCCCCAGUUUGCAGCAAUGUGAGCCACACCAUGACUUAACAGAAAAAGAGAAGCCCACGGACAGCAUGGAUUUAUGUGAAAGUGCCAGUCUACAGUCCUGUAAAAAUGUGAGAUUGACUAUAAAAGGUCUAGACUUACACUCUGCUGAGAUCGACAAUGAUAUGAUGACUCUGUCCACGAUGGUGAAGUCCCCUCAUGCGGUUGAUUUCAAGCAGCAGAUGGAAGAGUGGAUGCAAUCACUGCAAGAGCUUGGAACACUGCUUGAUUUAUUCAAAAGAUAUCAACAAAAAUGGGCCUUCCUGACCAAAAUGUUCCAUGAAACAUCCUGUCAUCUGAAGAGAGUGGACUUGCUGGACCAGUUUCAACCCGUUGACACGACAUUUAAGGAGAUGAUGUUCUCUUUAUCAGUUGAUCCUCAUAUCUUGAACUUGGUGAACCCCAAAAUGGAAAAUGAGAGAUUCCAUGCCAAAAGCCUUUGCAAGGUUCUUCUUGAUGGUCUGUCUAUUAUGGAUGCAAUUUGUCACCAGUUGACAGAUCAACUGGACACCAUUCUUGUACAGUUUCCAAGACUCUGUUUCUUGAGUGACAGGGAAAAGAUAGAACUACUUUUGUCUAACCAAACACCUAUGACGCUGCAACCCUUUGUACGCAAAUGCUUUACAGGGGUGUGUUUGCUUGAAGUGGAGUGUGAAGAAGCAUCUAAUGCACAACUUGUAAAGACCCAUGGGACUACAACUGAAGGCCACAGACAGAUGAAUGUUCUUGGAAUCUUUGGGAGCCUUCAAGAACAUAUUUCUUUUCUGUCUCCUUUGGAACCAAAUGUCAAUGCCUUGGCCUGGCUUUCUGACUUUGACAAACAACUGAAGCUUGCCAUGGUGCACCUCUUGAGACGAUGUGCCUCUAUGCAUCGUCAGCUUGAACCAUGCAGCCAGGAUUUGGUAGAUGAUGACAGGAAAAAAAUUGUGCUGCCUGAGCUGGAUGUGCUCUCUGAGCAUCCUCUCCAGUGUCUCCUGGUGUCUGAGGAGGCAGCAUGGUGCACAGCUGUUCGACAAGCUUUCAAAGAAUCAAGCCCAGCAAAGCUGAAUAGCAUAAAGGCAUACACCUCAGAAAAACUGGAAAAUCUUGGCUCUUUCAUUAGGGAUGGUAUCACAAGGUCUAAAAGGGAACCUCUGGUUUCAAAAUACAUGAUGGUGUGUCUGCGUGCUUUAGUGCAGCUUACAAUGAAUAAUGCCCAACAAUUGUCUAAACUCAUGGAGGUUCAACAUGUACCUUUGGAGUCAUCUUUUGAGUGGCUAAGUUUGAUGAAAUACACAAUACCAGAAGAUACAUGUCUAAAAAGCAACACUGAUCCAACAUGCUUCAUAGAUGUUUUGGGCCAUCAGCUUCAUUAUGAUUAUGAGUAUUUUGGUCCAGGAGAUUGGGAGAUGGUGCAAACUCAAUCCACAGAUCGAGCAUCACUGGGGAUUCUCCUUGCUUUAACAAGCUACAGAUGUGGCUUUGUGAAUGGACCUUCCAUGGCUGGAAAGAAGACCACUGUGGUCCAGUUAGGGAAAGCACUGGGGCAGCAAAUUGUCAAUAUUCAGUGUGGAUCAAACAUGAGAUCUGCAGCUAUUUUGUGGCUGCUGUUGGGUGCCCUACAGGCUGGAGCAUGGCUUCUGCUUGACUCAGUGGACUUACUAACACAAGAGGCCCUGUCAAUACUGGGACAGCAUCUGGAAAACAUCCAUCGAUCCUUUUCUAUGUCAACAGGAAAUGAGAAUCAGAGAAUGAAAGAGGAGACAAAGGACAGAACUGCAGAUUGCAAAAAUACUCUUGAUUCAGAAUGCCAUAUGGUACUUGCUGGGAAAAGCAUUUCUGCCAGACUGAACUAUGGCUGUAUUCUAAUCUCAUCAAAGGGAUAUCCAUCUGAGGUUCCCCAGAGUCUACGAUGUGCAGCCAGACCCAUCGCAUUAACUCAUCCAGAUUACAGGAUUAUUGCAGAAGUAAUGCUGACUUCGAUUGGUUUCUCAGAAGCCAUGUCUUUAAGUCACCAACUGGUGUCUCUCAUCAGCCUGGCUAAGGAUUCCAACUGUCUGCCUGAUUUCAUCACUGACACCCAGAGCUUCUAUCUCGUCUUGCAAAGAAUCAUCUCUGCCUCUGAAAGACACUUAAAACAAAGUGUAAGGCAACAUGAAAUUUCAAAACAGGCGAGAGGACUGGCUGCAGAACAACCUGAUCUAACAUUUUCACAAAAUUCCCUUGGUAAUGUUAAGAAGAAAAGAGGAGAAAGGAAAAUGCCCUCCCAGUUGCCCAGUUCUCAUUUGUCAGUUAUAUUGGGGUUGAUGGAGGAGACAGCUGUUGUGAAAGCAAUUCUGUCUAUCAUAUUACCAUCUAUUCAUGAGCAGAAGAAAGCCUCACAGUUUCACGUCAUUUUCAAGGAAAUAUUCCCUAUUGUCAGUCAGUUUCCUUUUUUCCAGCAACACAUUGAGGAAGAAGAAAAGAGCCAUCUCAAAGAUGCAAUUACAGAGGAGUUACAAAGCCAAGGCCUUCAAUCUGACACUGAAAAUAUGUGCACUGCUCUUACACUGCACCACACUAUCAAAUUUUCUCAAGCAGUUCUGCUUCUUGGCCCCUCAGGUAGCGGAAAGACAACCUGCUACAGCACUCUAGCUGGAGCACUCAAUCUUCUGGCUUUUAAUGCAAGGGUUGAAAGUGAGAUACUGAUUCAGGGAGAUACUCCCCAGGUGCAGCCAGAAGCCGUUGCUUUAACUUGGAGUUCUGUUGAUACUGUGGUGUUAUUUCCCAAUGCCAUGUCGCACGAAGAGCUAUUUGGCUUCUUCUGUGACAAGAGAGGAUGGCAAGAUGGAGCUUUUUCAAAGGUGCUAAGAGAUUCAGAACAAAGUGAACAAACAACUACAAUCAGCAAAAAUAAAAGUGGCCAACCUCCAAGAAUGAAAUGGCUGGUAAUGGAUGGGGAGCCUUUGGGACAGCCUGGCUGGUUGGAUUACUUAGCCACACUUUGCAGUCCUAAGGACCCAUUUCUAUGUUUGCCAUCAUGUGAAACACUGCGGCCUGAAUCACACCUCAAGCUUCUCAUUGAGACCAACAACCUAGGGGAUGCAAGUCCUUCUGCAGUAACCUGUUGCAGCUUGGUGUAUUUUCCAGGCACUGAUCUGUGGAAAGCUGUUUGGAAGAGUGAAAUAGAUGCGCUUUCAUUUGAACACAAACUGGAUCAAAAAGUCAUGAAUUUGUGGAAUCACCUGGCUGAAGAUCUUUUUUUAAACACUCUCAGUUUUCUUAGGAAAAAUGCUUUAACCUCUGCGAUCCAUAGCAAAGAGGAAUGUAGUAAAAGCCUUGUGGAUGGACUGCAAGAAGUCAUGUCAUUUGUUCGAGUCAUUCGUGCCCUCCUGAAGUAUUUUGGCAUGGAAGUGGGGAAAGCUGAAGCAUUCCUACAAAUAGACAAAAGAGAUACAAGUCUUCACAGAACCAGCACCGAUGGCCCCACAAAACAAGACUUCCUGGCCAGAAACCUUUUUCUAGUGGCCUAUAUUUGGGGAUUCAGCGGACAUUUACAUCCACGACACUGGCCACAGUUUGACCUACUUGCUCGUCAGCUCUUGUUUUCUUGCCGGUACAAAAUUGUGGUUCCUGAUGCAGAGAGUGUUUUUGAACACUUUUUCAACAAGGAGAGCAGGAUCUGCCCAAAGAACUCACUGAUUACAACUGUCAUCUCUCCUAAGUAUGGGAAAUACAUGUUCCUCCUGAACCUCAUGUUUGAGGCAAACCAGCCUGUGUUGCUUGCAGGAGAGGUUGGCAGUGGAAAAAGUACACUGUGCAAAACUUUGCUGACUUUUGACAAGCCACAUAUUUGCCUACGAGCCAGUCAACUCUUGAGCUUCAGAGACAUUCGCACUCUUGUUGAGAACAUCAGGUACAAGAAGAACCCCGAGGACAGCAAAGGUUUUAUGACAAAACAGCCCAGACUGCUUCUUUUUGUGGAUGAUUUGCAUGAAGCCCCCUGUGAUGUCUUUGGGAAGACUUCAACAGCUCUGGAGACACUUCGACAGAGUAUUUCAAAAGGAGAGAUUCUAACAUACAGUGCCUACCAUUUCAAGUUAUUAUGCUCCAGAUGCAUCAGCUAUAUAGCCACCUGUUGCGUCUUUGGUUCAGGCAUUCAUCAGAGUUAUGUGAUAUCCUCCAGGCUCUCACGCCUGUUCUCCAUCUUUGUCCUGCCAUGCCUUUCUGUGGACGUUAUAUUCUCCCUCCAUUCUUCUAGGCUAAAAUCAUGGCUGAAAGAAAUGCCACUCAAGCAGAGUUGCGAGCAGAUGGCUUACUGUAUCAUCACUGCAACUAAAAAUCUAUAUGACACAGCAUGUGAGCAAUUCCAGCCUACCGCUCAGAGGCCCCAUUUCACAUUUUCCCAUCAUGACAUUCAGAAAGUGUUUUCAGGGAUGUGUCUGUGGCAGCCUAAACACAAUUCUCCAAACACAACAACGGAAAAUGGGAACUCGCCACAAGGCUUUCCUUCAGUCCUUCCAGGGUCUGCACCAGCAUCUCUUAACAUAGCACAACUCUGGAUGCAUGAGUGCAUGCGUACAUUUGGGGACAGGUUGUCCUCUGAAGAUGAAUGCAGAACUCUUGUUUCUCUUAUAUCCAAGACAGCAACAACACACUACGGGUUAUGUUUGAUUAAAGAAGCCCAGCCUGCAAAUUCAGAUGACCCAGGCACUAUCAAAAGCCUUUCUGUUCAAUCACCGGCUGCAGACACAGAAGGCACCAAUAGGCCAACAUGUCAGACUGUAGAGACUAUAAAUACAUUCAAUCUUUCACAAGAGCCAAUACCAGCUGACCAGGCUUACUUGGAGAAAUCCCUUACACAGACUGAGCCUACCCAUCUGUCUGAAGACAAUCGUUCAGAACAAGAAAGACUGAAAACCCACCCUCUACAACCCCAGAUUCUUCAGUACAUGGAGGACAAAGUGACUAAGCUUGUAUAUGGUCCUGAGCUCACUGAGACCUUAAAGUCUGCAAACUGCAACCCAAGUUUUUGCUGUUUUUAUCAAGACCUAGAACUUGAUAUAAUCCAGCAGGAGCUGUGUGCUUUCAUUGACAGAAAUGAGAAAGAGAACAGACAGAUAAUUGUGAAUGGCUUCAACGUUACCACCAGAAACAUUCUACACAGGCAGAGGGUGAAGCAGCUGCUACGUAUCCUCAGGGUGUUGCUCAUACCUGGAGGUCAUGGAUUACUCAUUGCCUCAGAGAGAGCCACAGGUCGUAAAACCAAUGUCCGUUUAGCUGCCCAUCUUCUGGGCUACCAGUUGAUGGAGGUGCAUCCUGGUAAUGAGAAUAAGUUGCAUGAGAUCGUUAAAGAGGCUGGGAAUCAAACUAGAAUGGAAGGAACUAAUGUCAUCAUACUGGCCCAUGAAGGACUUAGCCAGUCUGUCAGAGAUGAACUUCUGGUAGCCAUGGCAAACAGAACCUACCCAGGACUCUACACAAAUGAGGAGCUGGCAAUACUUGUUUCCAGAGUGACUGAGGUGAAGAAUUCCAGAAGAUAUGCUAUGGACAACUGGACACUUGAGAAGUUCUUGGGCCAAAUCCACAGAAAUGUACAUGUGUUCCUGCUGCUUCCUUUCACCAUGCCAGAAAGCAACAAGACGCAUGCAACAAAGGGGAUCCAUGGUUGGAACGCCCAACUGACUAAGGCGCUGAGCUGCAGUUGUUGUGUGGAGGUGUACCAGCCUUGGUCAAUUCAGUCUUUAGUGGAAAUUGCUUCUCAGCGUCUUGAAUUCUGUCUCCACAAAAGGGAGACAGAAAGGCCAGAAGCCAGCCUGUCUGUAGCUAUGGCAGGAAUCCAUCAGUCUGCAUGCCAGUAUGCUUCUGUGCAUUUAACAGCUCAGCCUUUCAGCCCUCAGACUUACAUGGAGUUCAUCGCCCACUUUAGUGACCUCUACAGACAAAUGCACAUGAAACAGCAGAGCCAAGCCAACAGAGUUGCCACUGCCCUGACUCGUUUGGAUGUGAUAAGACAUGCAGCUGCAGAGUAUAAAGAGGAUGUUGACAGACUGCAGAAGCGGGUUGCCGAGGCACAGCGGUGUGAGAAGGAGCUCCUCAGUGCUAAAGAUUACCAGAGGAGUCGACUUGAGGAAGCCCAGAAGACUUGUGCUGAAGAAGAGGGCAAGCUUUGUAACAUGGAAGAGAUGGUAAAUUAUGCUCACAAACAGAUGAACCCUGUUUUGCUGUCUGGUCUCAAAAUUCUAAAAUGUCUGAAUCCAUCUGACCUGGAGGAGGUACGCCACUACAGAGAUCCACCUGAUGGAGUGGUGAAAAUAAUGGAUGCCAUUUGUGUGCUGUUCAAACGUCCACCAGGCUGGGAGAGUGCUAAACAGCUUCUAGGUCAGCCCAACUUUUUCCAGGAGUUGGAAUUUUUUGAUCGCUACAGUUUGACAAACAAGCAGCUGCAGCAGCUCAGCCAGAUAGUCAAAAGUUCCCAGUUUGUGCCAGAAUCUGUGAGAGAAGUAAGCAAGGCUUGUGAGUCUCUCUGCCAGUGGGUCAAGGCUGUGUAUGAGUGCUGCUGUUUGCAGCACCAACUGUUAGUCAAGCAGCAUUUGAAAGGAGAGGCACAUCAACGGCUGCGCCGGGCCAUGCAGGACAAGACAGAUGCAUGUCAUCGUCUGGAGAAUAUCAAACAUCAGCUGCUGUCUGUUAAAAAUCUACGUGAGGAGCUUAUGCUUGAGCUUCACACAACUGAGCAGUCAGAGAAAGAAGCUGCUACAGCUGCAGCACUGGUGGAGACACAUAACAGAGACUGGAGGGCUGCUGCUCAGGAGACAGAGUUAAAUGACCAAACCUUACUUGGAGAUGCCCUGACUCUGGCUGCAGUUAUCUCUUAUUUGGGCCCCUUUGGGCCUGACACACGCACAGAACUGCUGAGCAAGUGGAGAGAGCUAUGUCAGACUGGAAGAGUUGAAAUGAACCCCAAGGACCUACGAACCUCCUUGUUUGCACACUCUGACACUGAGAAAUCUCACCCCCUUCCUGGUUUUCCAAUUACUUUAUCUGAGAGCUUGUGGCUGCCAGCGGGUAGGGCGUUGGGUAGAAGCCAGGAUGCUCCAACAAAUAGGAUAGUUGUGAAGCUGCUGCUGUGGGGCUGCAGGAGGGCCUGGGUUCAGCGCUGGCCUUUGCUGGUAGACGCUCAGCAACAUCCAGAUGUAAGCCCUCAAAGCCUGCUCAAACCAGGUAAAAAGACCAACCUUGAAAAGGAGACAGAGUGUGGGUUGGUACUCCGAGCUGAUGAUCCAGAACUUCUGGACAAGCUCGACCAGGCUGCAGUUGAAGGUUUAAGAGUCAUAGUGACUCACAUUGAACGUGGAAUUCCCAGUCCACGUUUUCUGGCCAGAUUGACACGUUCUGCUGGAAGUGUCUCUCAAGAGUCUGAGCAUCAUAUCCACCCUGAAUUUUUCCUCUUUCUCACCACCAAUCUGCCUGUCAAUAUGCUCAAUGAUGAGAUUCAUCCAUCCAUCCUUGCUCUGGUAGGCGUGGUUGACCUCUCUCUAAGCUCAGAAGAGAUCCAGGAGCGGAUGCUGACACAGCUGCUGCAGUCUGAAUGUAACGAGCUGCUGAGUCAGCACGUGCACUUUCAGAAUGACAAACAGUUGCUGCAGGAGAAACUGGUGUCAGAGGAGGAAGCUCUGAUGAACUACAUUCAGCAGUCUCACACCUCACUGCUUCAGGACCCUGAUUUCCCCCGCCGUGUGACCGCUUAUCAGGAGUUAAUAAAGAACCUGCAUGCUGAGAUCCAGCAGCUAAGUGGGGUGCUGGAGUUCCACAAGUCUCUGCUGGCUGUGCCCCAGCAGUUUAUGAGGCUGGCUGCUGACCUAUAUCAGGACCUGCAGGGAGUCUCUCGUCUCUCCCCUACCUACUACUUUCCCCUACACAGCUUCAUCAAAGUUAUGCAAGAGGCCAUUAUUGUGAAGGGCAAGCCAUUAGUGCCAUAUGCCAUCAGGAAAAUGCCAAAGGAAGCUAUACCAGAGGUUACAAACAGGAUGGUAACCCAGCUGUUCCUAAAAUACCGGCCUCUACUUUUUAAGAGCCACUUUGCUGUUCUAAAGCUGUUGGUGUCUGUGACGUUACUCAAACACUACCAGCUCUGCUCUGAGGCUGAGAGGAGGGCUUUCAUCAGGGGCUUUCAAGAUAGACAUCUUUUCGCAAAUAUGAAACCAUGCCUCCCCCCUCCUUCUCUGUCUCCUUCCACUAGUGCUUUACCCAGCUGGAUUCCUCCUCAUGUCCUCCCAGAGCUUUUCUGCUUGGAAAAAAUGCCAGGCUUUGAAGGGUUGAUCGCCUCUCUGUCUAGGUGCGCGGUACAGUGGCAGGAGUACUUGCGUUUCCCUUCUUCCACUGUAGUGGGAGCUGUUCCCUGUCGCUCUCACUCCCAUCUGUCUGUGAUUCAGAGAGCUCUUCUCUGGAAGACCAUGAACCCAGAUUGCCUGGAGGGAUUAGCAAAGGCAAUGGCAGCCUAUCAUCGUUUUCCUCCUGCUCUGACAGGAGGGAUUGAGGACCCUCACAUUGGGAAUCCAGAGGCCCUCUUACAAGUUCUCGCUAAACAUGAGGGACCCAUCAUUCUCACGCUGCCUGGCCCAAGUGGAGAUAAGUGGACAAGCACUCAGCCUCUUCAUUUUAUAAACACACUGGCCCAAUGUGUGGCAGAAACAAAGAAGGUCCUGGUGAAAGUCAUUCCUUUCGGGUCUCUGUGUGACAGGGAAAUAAUUCUUUCAAUGCUGGAUGGAGCUGUUAGUGAUGGCCACUGGUUGGUUUUUAACAACUGUCACCUGUUGAAACAAUGGGAUGAUAAAGUUGUUGCUCACCUCAGAUGUUUGACUGCUCUAAGAGAGCAGCAGAACUUAAUUCACCCUUGCUUCCAGCUUUGGUUUAUAACUCAGGAAUAUGCAUCAUGCUCCAUACCAGCUGCAGUUCGAAUGUUUGCGCUGCCUCUGGUCUGUGACUCUGCAUGGGAUCUGAAGGAUGAGCUGAGCUGCUCCUUUCGAGAGGCGGUGUCCAUCAUGCAGAGUAAAUCACUGUGGGAUAUGACAGCAGACAACAAGGAGCUCCUCCUCCGCUGUGCCAUCUUCCACUCAGUGUUACUGCAGAGACAGAGCUAUAAAUACUUGGGCCAAGGGAGAAUCUACAGUUGGAGCCAUCGAGACCUUCUGGCUCUGAUGGAUGAAUACCUUAGUGUUGCCAGCCGCUGCCACGACAGAAACAAGGCUUUAAAUUAUAUAGCAGUCAACCUCGUGCAUGGAGGCCAUGUACUGGACUCUGCCGAUUUGGAGGUGUUGGAGAGUGUUGCAGAGACUUGCUUCGGUACAUCACCUUCCUCAGGCAGUGGACCACACGUCAUAGCCGAUGUUAUUAUUAAACCAGGCAGUUUUGAUUUGUCAGCACUGCACCAGGUCCUGAGGAAGAAUUCAGCAGACAUAAAUGACGCAUUUAUGCUGGGCUUCAGUGGUGAAAUAGCAGCUGAGAUGAUCAAGAUCAAUAGCCAAAGAUUAAAUAUACAGCUACAGGCUUCCCAUAUUCCUGUUGGAACAACAUGCAGUUUUUGCUCCCAGCUAAACCAGUUUGCCUCACUGCCAGCCUACAGCCAGGCUAAAGACAGACUGCAGGCUCUGAAAACCUACCUCACACACAAGAAAGACAGCCUGGAUUCAAAUGCAGGAGUUGUCUCUCCCAGUCCCCUAUGUGACUUCCUCCAGGCUGAGUGGGAUGAUCUGAUCGAUUCCGUGUCCUUCCUCCUCUCACAGCUCCAGCAGCCCGUUCAAUACAGCACACUGACCUUCUCUUCCCUACUCGAGUACGCUGACAUGUCUCGCUUGGAGAGGAGGGCAGAGUUGCUCAGUGCUUACCUUUUUCACCUUGACACUCCAGAUCCACCUGGUGCCUAUCGACUUUCUGCUUUCAAAAAUGCCAGAGGCUUUCUGGCUGCAGUCAUGAGAAAGGCUGCUCGAGUAAAUCGCAAAAAUAUUGGUGACAUAUCCCUAAAUUUUCAGGUUUUGGGUGACAGUACUUACCCUGCCUCACUUCUGGAUUCUGUGUAUUUGUGUGGCCUGGAGCUCAGAGGUGCAGUGUGGGAUUCACAGCUAAGAGCGCUGCAGGACACAGUCUCUUCACAGCCCAGCUCACUGCCUCUUCUUUGUGCCAAGACUCAAGUCAUGAGCUCAAAAACUUUCCAGAAAAUAUACUUUUGUAACAGUUCAUUAAAAAGGGAUGCCCAGGUUACACAGACUUCUGCAGCAUGUGGCCCACAGUUGCCUUUCUAUCACUGCCCGCUCUAUCUUGACAGAGACCAGGCGAGGGGAAACCAGGGACUAGCAGAUGUUAACAUUGUCACUAUGGUUCCUCUUCAUGCCAAAUUAAAUCCUGUGUUGUGUAAUUUAAGAAGGGUGAGGCUAGUGAGUAUGCUCUGAAGAGGCCAACCUGAUUGAACAAUGCCAAACUGGCCCUUUAACUUGAUAAACAACUCUUUGUUUACUUGUAACUUGUAACUUGUAAAUGAAUUCUUUGUUAGGACUGUU